UCCUCAUCCACCAUCUCAACUUCCUCUCUCUAUCAUCUCCACCACCACAAUCCAACACCCACUUACUGGAAUCCGCUGCCCGCCACUGAAUUUCGCCGGAAACCCUCAAAAUGGGUCUCUCCAUCCACAACCAGUCAAGCUCAGUUACAGAAUCACACUACCACACCCACAAAGUCUUCCUCUUCUGCAACUACAUCCUCUUGGGAGCAGCCUCCAGCUGCAUUUUCCUAACACUCUCGCUUCGCCUCCUGCCGUCAGUCUGCGGGUUCUUCCUCAUCCUACUCCACAUCCUCACCAUCACCGGGGCGGUCUCAGGCUGCGCGGCGGCCUCUACAGGAACGAGCAGAUGGUAUGCAGCUCACAUGGUGACGACAGUGUUGACAGCCAUAUUUCAGGGGUCGGUAUCAGUGCUGAUCUUCACAAGAACUAGUGACUUUCUGGGGGACUUGAAGUCAUAUGUGAGGGAAGAGGAUGGGGCAGUGAUACUGAAGCUAGCAGGAGGGCUGUCGAUACUGAUAUUCUGCUUGGAGUGGGUGGUGAUGAUACUGGCAUUUUUCUUGAAGUACUAUGCAUAUGUGGAAGGAGAUGGGUGUGGAAGUAGUGGGAGUGCAAUGAAGAAAAGUGCAAAGGUGCAGCAAGAGGAGGAUUUGAAGGAUUGGCCAUGGCCUUUCCAGGUCUAGAUCUUCCACUGAUCAAGUGCCCACAGAUCUGAACUGUUUUUGUUCACUGGGAUUGUGCUUUGAUGCCGGUGUUUUUUUUUUUUUUUUUGGGUUGGAUUGAUUGAUUCAGAGUUCUUGAUACCUAUUGUAAUUGUGGACUGCGACAUUUGGUUGUUAUUAUUAAUUAAUUUGUUUAUUUAUUUAA
Messenger RNA from Vitis vinifera (wine grape), 864 nucleotides. RefSeq lists its product as uncharacterized. Bases 111 to 680 code for a protein of 189 amino acids. The record is from RefSeq and is a predicted model, not a curated record. The transcript has a single exon. NCBI's taxonomy places the organism in Eukaryota, Viridiplantae, Streptophyta, Magnoliopsida, Vitales, Vitaceae.